Molecule: messenger RNA, 2964 nt
Organism: Bacillus rossius redtenbacheri
Lineage: Eukaryota; Metazoa; Arthropoda; Insecta; Phasmatodea; Bacillidae
Product: synaptic vesicle glycoprotein 2B-like
Exons: 2
Coding region: 732-1697 (321 amino acids)
Biological process (GO): transmembrane transport
Cellular component (GO): membrane
Molecular function (GO): transmembrane transporter activity
Source: RefSeq, a predicted model, not a curated record
AUGGGCGCACACUCGACACAACCUGUCAACAAGCUUUGACAACUCUAACUACAGGAGUUCCCCCCCCCCCCUCCUACUUUUUUUUUCGACAUCUUUGAUUGUAUUAAAUUUGUCUACCCCUCAGCAAGUUAUUCUUUCGUCUUAGUUCACUGUCCUACCAUAAAACUAUCGCGCACAUUACAGUCAGCGAGAAACUUGUGCCAGGCUAUACAGGAAAGUUUCCAUAAAUCAAAGAUGGAUGCUGUAAAACGUGGACAACUUGCGGAGCGGUGGCUACAAAGUUCCGUCAUGAAAUGUUUCAGUUAAAAGCAUGGGAAAAUAAAUAGCGCAUGAAAUCGGUAUUUUUUAGGAUCAGUUUCAUCAUAAAAACCUGUCCUAAUAGACACGCGAAUAUUGUCAUUGGGGUACUUACUAGUUCAUGGGCAUUUACAGCUGUCAAAGAGUGAACGUUAACACAACACUGCUUAAGAUCGAGCACGAAAAACAAAACGUGAACACGCGACUUCUGGCUAGUUUAUUUUUAGGUGUUUUCGAGUGUCUCUUCCUCCAGCCGAAUGACAGCCAGUCGACGUCACUCGCCAGGUGACGGGCGGGCGGUAGACGUUGCGUAAGGCUGCGUGUACACAUUGCGUUGGUCGACGUCCGUUGCUGCGGUGAAACCAACGGACGUUGAUCUGUACUCGUGUUCCCACAUACAGCGGUAGCGUUGUGCUUGCAUUCGAUCGUAAGUCAUGGAGCGUGUAAGUGUAGUGUGCUUGGCGGAGAGUCUAGGUUUGCUAGACAAACCUCGAAACAAAAGAAAAUACUGGGUGCAUCCGUACAACAAAGAGAGAGCAUCUUCUAACAGGUUCAGAUCGUUUUUUGAAGAAGUUAGGAAGCACGAAGAUAAAUUUUUUAGUUACUACAGAAUGUCAGUCAAAUCAUUUGACGAACUUUUGGAAAUCGUGCGACCUCAAAUUACCAAGAUGGAUACAUGUUGGAGAAACCCAUUAACUCCUGAAGAAAGACUUUCAAUAACACGAAGGUACCUGGCGACUGGAAGCACCUACGCUUCCCUACAACUUGAAUACUUAGUUGGGAAAACAACUAUUUCUAAAGUUGUCGCCGAAACUUGCCAAGUAACCUGGGAUUGUUUGCAUUGCACGGAAAUGCCCGAACCAACAGUGCAGCAGUGGAUCGAGAUCGCUGACAAUUUCUACAGAAAGACUAAUUUUCCCAACUGUGCAGGUGCGGUAGAUGGGAAACACAUACGGUGUAUUAAACCUUGCAGAUCGGGGUCGAAGUACUUUAAUUAUAAAAAAUACUUCUCAGUCGUGCUGAUGGCAGUUGCGGAUGCUGAUUUACGCUUUGUUGCUAUAGACGUAGGGGCAUAUGGACAAGAAGGAGAUUCAACAGUUUUUAGAGAUACUGUUCUUGGUAAAAAGUUGUUUUCAGGUACAUUGAAUUUACCACCUCCAAAAUGUUUGCCAAACACCUAUUUUAAACCACAGCCUUUUGUCAUGGUUGGUGAUGAAGCAUUCAGACUUCAAACAAAUCUUCUUCGCCCCUACCCACAGCGUAAUCUCGAUGCCCGUAAAAGGGUUUUUAAUUAUGUCGCUGCAGAAGAUACGUGGAAUGCGCAUUCGGGGUGCUCGCUAAUAAAUGGCGUGUUUUGCACACCCCAAUACUGUUGCAUCCUGACAAUAUUGACAAAGUAGUAAAAGUGUCUUGCGUCCUGCAUAAUUUUGUGCGCAAACGAGACGGUGUUAAUUGUGAGGACUCCGAAUCACAUACAUUCGUGGAUGUCAGUGAUUUCGGACGUAAUGCUUAUGAUCAAGGUGUAGGCGUUAGGGACUUUUUUGCUGAUUAUUUUAUGGGACCAGGAGCAGUCCCUUUCCAAAAGCCCUAUAUGUUCUAAAUGACUUUUAUGGACUCCACACAAUGUGUCUAAUGAUGCAGUUUGUUCGUCGUAAUGUUUGUUCCAAACACUGUUUCCUGAAUUAUCUGUGUGUGUUAAAUAAUUAACAAAAUGUACUCAUUGCAAAUACGAUACAUUAAAGAAACAAUUGUAACAAUGUCACAUAAUUAUGCUGUAACAUAUAUAGGCCUAAUAAUAACAUUUACGACAAUACAAAUAGUGUGUUUUUCUUACCUUUUGUUCUUUUCUCCGAUUGAGACAGUUGUUCCCAAUUAUCAACCAGUUCUCCUGCCACUGUCAACCAACACUUCUCUUUAACUGUUAAGUCUUUAAAAAACUCGUCAGUUUUGUCCCAAAGUGGAGGAUUAUCUUGAACCAAUGCUAUCAACUUGUCACAAUCCAUAGCAGACAAAAAUAAAUUGCAGGCAGUUGUAUCGACGCAGGCCGUUGAACGUGUACUGUGGGAACAGAUCCGUCUGUUUGUUUGUGUCCUACCCCCACGCAUCACGGUGCGGUGGACGUUGGCACCGCGACAGUCGCCGGUAGGAAAUCCCCAACGACUGGUAAAAACACGCAACGGCGAGUGUGGGAACGGCCACACUGAUAUCUACGUGUUUACUCCUGUUCUCCGUCACCGCACCGCAGCAACAGACGUCGACCAACGCAAUGUGUACACGCAGCCUAACGUAUCACCAAGCACAUCCACUUCUGCCUCCUCAUCGUCCGUUCAUCGAGAAGAAACUUUCAAACACCGCCGGCCGCAACAAAAUACAAUAAUGACGAAAUUUCAAACAGAACUUCUAAACAAACUUAACCAGCCCGAAGAUACAAGUGACCCAGAUAAAAUGUAUCUCCUUUCACUGCUUCCCAUGUACAAAUCGUUAAGUGAUAUUGAAAAACUCAGGUUUCAACAACACAUUAUAAAUUUCAUGAUUUCAGUUAAGGAAAAAACAGCGCCUACUGCCCAUCCAACAUUCCAAACUAGCCAUCAGCACACCUUCAACUUGUCCCGACCCUCGACGACAUAUGAAAGGGCUGCACACGUCGCAACCGCCCCUCCAUCACAA